Molecule: messenger RNA, 1429 nt
Organism: Myotis davidii
Lineage: Eukaryota; Metazoa; Chordata; Mammalia; Chiroptera; Vespertilionidae
Product: 40S ribosomal protein S4, X isoform-like
Biological process (GO): translation
Cellular component (GO): cytosolic small ribosomal subunit; ribosome
Molecular function (GO): RNA binding; structural constituent of ribosome
Source: RefSeq, a predicted model, not a curated record
ACCAUUGCUUCGGAGACUGAGGCACGGCGGGUGACUACUUUCUUAAACUUCAUUUCGUUUUUACUAGCAAGAAGAGAGUCCUCUUUCUGUGCCUAGGACAGCCAUGGCUCGUGGUCCCAAGAAGCAUCUGAAGCAUGUAGCAGCUCCAAAGCAUUGGAUGCUGGAUAAACUGACUGGGGUAUUUGCUCCUCGCCCAUCUACCGGUCCCCACAAGCUGAGAGAAUGUCUCCCUCUCAUCAUUUUCCUAAGAAUCAGACUUAAGUAUGCCCUAACAGGAGAUGAAGUAAAGAAGAUCUGCAUGCAACGGUUCAUUGAUAAGACAGGAGAGAAUUUCCGUCUGGUCUAUGACACCAAGGGUUGCUUUGCUGUUCAUCGUAGACCUGAGGAGGCCAAGUACAAGCUGUGCAAAGUGCGGAAGAUCUUUGUGGGCACAAAGGGAAUCCCUCAUCUGGUGACCCAUGAUGCUCGUACCAUCUGCUACCCUGAUCCCCUCAUCAAGGACGACACCAUUCAGAUUGAUUUGGAAUCUGGCAAAAUUACCGGUUUCAUCAAGUUUGACACCGGUAACCUGUGUAUAAUCACCGGAGGUGCCAACCUGGGAAGAAUUGGUGUGAUCACCAACAGAGAGAAACAUCCUGGUUCUUUUGACAUAGUUCAUGUCAAAGAUACCACUGGCAAUAGCUUUGCCACCAGGCUCUCUAAAAUUUUUGUUAUCAGCAAAGGCGACAAACCAUGGAUUUCCCUCCCCCCUGGAAAGGGUAUUUGCCUCACCAUUGCUGAAGAGAGAGACAAGAGACUGGCGGCCGAACAGUUGGUGAAAUGAGCUGACGUGACAUGAUUAGAAGAGUCUUUGUACUUAAUUAAAGAUAAUGCAGCAUGGGGGGGGGCGAGAUGGGGAAAAUGGACACUCCCACUAAGAUGCUAAUAAUUCCUGACCUAAAUUUCAUUCCCUUUUCCUGUGGGACUUAACAGCUAAAUGAGUAUGACAGUCCUUUACCCUAAAGUCAUUCUCACUUCAACCUCUUCCUUUUUUUAGAUGCCCGAGUUAGUUCAUUGUACUUUUCAGUUUGUAACCAGCUAUCUGCUCCUGAAAAGCUCUUACUUAAUUUAUUAGUUUAUUCCCUUUUAGUCACAUAGCUGCAUGAGCAAUUACUCUGAUGUAUUUUCAGCAUAUAUUUGAAUUUGUAGGUUUCUAGCAAAAUAAGUAGUUUUGUUUUGACUUUAUGUAAUGGUAAUUAAAAUGCAAAUAUAAAUUUUAAUAGUUAAUGGUAAUGUAUUAAUAUUGCUUUAUGAAAUGUAACAAAUACAGCAUACCACUGUAGGAUGUCAGUAAUUGGUGAAACUGAUGCCAGGUACAUGACAGCUCUGUACUAUCUUAAGUUUUCUGUAAAUGUAAAAUUACUUUAAAAAAUAAAGCCUAUUAAAAAAA